Molecule: messenger RNA, 439 nt
Organism: Notechis scutatus (mainland tiger snake)
Lineage: Eukaryota; Metazoa; Chordata; Lepidosauria; Squamata; Elapidae
Source: RefSeq, a predicted model, not a curated record
GCAUGGAGCUCUGGUUACCAAACACGUACAGCUGGAGUAACUUCACGGUACUGGCCCUCGGUGUCUGGGCCAUUGCGCAGCGAGAUUCAGUGGAUGCCAUCUUCAUGUUCCUGACCGGUUUGCUGUUGACCAUCCUGACCGACAUCAUCCACUUCAGCCUCUACUACCAUCUGGUGGUGCUGACCGAUACCAUGCGCUUCUGUACCGGCAUGGCUAUUUUUAGCCUCCUCCUCAAGCCCCUGUCCUGCUUCUUCGCCUACCAGAUGUACAGAGAACGGGGCGGGGAGUAUGCCCUGAACCUCGGUAAGCUGGGAAACCUUCGCGUCUCCUAACCCUGGUUCUGGGCCUAGUCCAGUCUCCCUCGGAGUGGGAGGUUUCACCCACUUGGUUUGUUUUCCUGCACAAUGUCCGCGUUCCAGUGAAACUCCCCAUUUCCAUU